UCGGCCGGGCCCGGGAGCCGCUGGUCGCCAAUCACCAUGCGGUGAAGAGGCGGCGCUCACUUCCAGUGCGCUGGGGAGCCAGCUGGCGCCGCUUUCCCCGGGAGCCCCAGGCGGGCGCACAGACUGGCGUGCCGACCAGCGGGAGGGCACCCGCAGCCCCCUGGCAGCCACCUCUCCCAGGCCUGGGGACACCCCCCCACACACACUCACGCCCAGUCCUCCCCGGGGAGCUGCAAGUCUCAGAUCUUCUGGCUCCUGCAAGGACAGCAAGGGAGGCUAGUGAGAGGCAGGCAGAAGGGGGAGCCCCGGCCCGCCCCGCCCCGCCCCGCCAGCGAUGUGACCCGAGCGGCUCGCACCUGGCGCCGCACCUGGAGGACCGCGCUCCGGGGCGCCGGGGAGAAUGCGCGCCGCUCGUGCGCUCCGCCCGCCGCUUCCCGCAGCCAGCACCUGACCAUGGAGCGCGCGCUCCCCGCCGCAGGCUCGGCUCCGCGGGGGGGUCCAGCGGGACUGGGGCGCGUGGCCAAGGCGCUCCAGCUGUGCUGCCUCUGCUAUUCGUUGGUCGCAGCAGCCUUAGCCAGUGACAACAGCGGAGACGGUGGCGGUGGCAGCAGUGCAUUAGAUGAUGAUUACAUCUUUGUCACGCCAGUGCAGGUGGACUCCGGCGGAGCCUACAUUACCCAUGACAUUUUGCACAGCAGCAGCCGGAAAAAGCGAUCAGCCAACAGCUCCUUGCAUUACCGAUUUUCAGCAUUUGGACAGGAAAUACAUUUAGAUCUUAAGCCUUCGGCGAUUUUGAGCCAUCAUUUUAUGGUCCAGGUACUUGGGAAAGAUGGUGCUUCAGAAACUCUAGACCCCAACCCCGAGGUGCAGCAGUGCUUCUAUCAGGGAUUUGUCCGAAAUGACAGCUUCUCCUCGGUCGCUGUGUCUACGUGUGCCGGCUUGUCAGGUCUAAUAAAGACACAAAAGAAUGCAUUCCUCAUCUCGCCAUUACCUCAGCUCCUGGCUCUGAAGCACAACUAUAGCUCACCCACCGGCAACCACCCACAUGUGCUAUACAAACGGACAGCAGAGGCAAAGGUCCAGCAGUACCAGGGCUACCCAGGCUCCAGCCAGAAUGAUCCUGGUUCCCCCUCAACUCAUACCUUUUCUGCAUCUCGACACCAAGAACAAGAGCCUCAUCCUCCAAGGUUCCAAAAGCAGCACUUUUGUGGACGACGCAAGAAAUAUGCCCCCAAGUCUCCCACACAGGACACCUACUUAAUGUUUGAUGAGUAUGGGACCCUGCGGAGGCCCAGAAGAGCAUCUGGAGAGAAUCAAAAGGGCUUGAAUGUGGAAACUCUUGUGGUGGCAGACAAGAAAAUGGUGGAAAAACAUGGCAAAGAGAAUGUUACUACAUACAUCCUCACAGUCAUGAACAUGGUUUCCAGCCUAUUUAAAGAUGGGACCAUUGGAAGUGAUAUCAACAUUAUCGUGGUGAGCCUCAUUCUUCUGGAACAAGACCCUGUAGGAUUAUUGAUCAACCACCAUGCAGACCAGUCUCUGAACAGUUUUUGUCAGUGGCAGUCUGCUCUCAUUGGAAAGAAUGGCAAGAGGCAUGACCAUGCCAUCUUACUCACGGGACUUGAUAUUUGUUCCUGGAAGGAUGAACCAUGUGACACUCUAGGGUUUGCCCCCAUCAGUGGAAUGUGCAGUAAGUACCGAAGUUGUACCAUCAAUGAAGACACAGGGCUUGGCCUCGCCUUCACCAUCGCCCAUGAGUCAGGACAUAACUUUGGCAUGGUUCACGAUGGUGAGGGUAAUCCCUGUGGGAAGGUUGAAGGUAGCAUCAUGUCUCCCACACUCAUGGGAAACAAUGGGCUGUUUUCCUGGUCCUCAUGUAGCCGUCAAGACCUCCAGAAAUUUCUUAGUACACCUCAGGCUGGGUGUCUGGUGGAUGAGCCCAAGCAAACAGGACAGUAUAAAUAUCCGGACAAACUCCCAGGACAGAUUUAUGAUGCGGACACACAGUGCAAGUGGCAAUUUGGAGCAAAAGCCAAGCUCUGCACCUUUGACUUUGUAAAGGACAUUUGUAAAUCACUUUGGUGCCACCGAAUGGGUCACAGGUGUGAGACCAAGUACAUGCCUGCGGCAGAAGGAACCGAGUGUGGCUUGAGUAAGUGGUGUCGGCAAGGCCAGUGUGUGCAAUUUGGGGAGCAUGGACCCCAGCCUGUCGAUGGCCAGUGGUCCACCUGGUCAAGCUGGUCAGAGUGUUCCCGAACUUGUGGCGGAGGAGUCAAGUAUCAAGAGAGAGAUUGCAACAACCCCAAGCCUCGAUAUGGUGGAAAGUUCUGUCCAGGUUCAAGCCGUAAUUACCAGUUAUGCAACACUCACCCUUGUAAUAAAAGUAGCUUGGAUUUCCGAGCCCAGCAGUGUGCGGAACAUAACAGCAAGCCCUUCCGCGGAUGGUUCUAUAAGUGGGAGCCUUAUACAAAGGUGCAAGAGGAAGAUCAGUGUAAACUGUACUGUAAGGCUGAGAACUUUGACUUUUUUUUUGCAAUGUCUGGGAAAGUGAAAGAUGGAACUCCUUGCUCCCCAAACAAACAUGAUGUUUGCAUUGAUGGAAUUUGUAAACCAGUGGGAUGCGACCACAAACUGGGCUCAAAAGCUGUCUUGGAUUCAUGUGGUAUUUGCAAAGGUGAUAACUCAACAUGCAAGAUUUAUAAAGGCCUAUACCUCAACCAACACAAGAAGAAUGGAUACUAUCCAGUUGUCAUCAUUCCAGCCGGGGCUCAAGGCAUUGAAAUCCAGGAACUACAAAUUUCCACUAGUUACCUCGCUGUUCGCAACCUCAGUCAAAAGUAUUACCUCAUGGGGGACUGGAGCAUCAGUUGGCCUGGAGAGUUCCCCUUCGCUGGAACCACGUUCCAAUACCAGCGCACCUUCCACCGCCCUGAGCACCUGCAUGCACCUGGCCCCACAAAUGAAACGCUGGUCUUUGAAAUCCUGAUGCUAGGCAGAAAUCCGGGGAUAGCCUGGAAGUAUACACUUCCCAAGGGCAUGAAUGGAACUUUGCUGGCAUCCAAAAGACACACCCACGUCUGGAAAACAGUCCAGUCCGGCUGCUCCGUCUCCUGCGGUGGAGGUGUCAUAAUUACAAAAGCCAUUUGCUUCCAAGACCAAACUAUUCAAGUCAAUUCCUCAUUCUGCAAUGUAAGAACCAAGCCAGCAACCUCACCCAAAAUAUGCAACACUUUCUCCUGCCCUGCCUAUUGGAAGCCAGGUGAAUGGAGCAUGUGCAGCAAGUCUUGUGCAGGGGGCCAGCAGAGUCGGAAGAUCCAGUGUGUCCAGAAGAAAUCCUUCCAGAAGGAGGAACCGGUGCUGCAUUCUCUCUGCCCAGUGAGCACACCCACGCAGAUCCGAGUGUGCAGCAACCACGCUUGCCCUCCGACAUGGAGCCUGGGUCCCUGGUCACAGUGUUCUAAGACUUGUGGGAGAGGGGUGCGGAAGCGUGAAGUCCUCUGCAAAAGUUCUGACACAGGAGGGAAUGUCUCUGAAAGCCUGUGUUCCAGCACCCUGAAACCAGCAUCUCAGGAAGGCUGUGUGCUGGGACGGUGCCCCAAAAACAACCGGCUCCAGUGGGUCGUGUCUUCCUGGAGUGAGUGUUCAGUGACCUGUGGUUCGGGCAUAAGGAGGAGAGAACUGCAGUGCAGUGAAGAUCUGCAGGGCAAAUUGAUAACCUUCCCUGAGCGAAGAUGCCGCAAUAUUAAAAAACCAAACCCAGACUUGGAAGAGACCUGCAACCAAGGACUUUGUCCAACCCACCCAGUGUACAGCACACCCGCCAGAUGGUAUGCAUCACCAUGGCAACAGUGCACAGUUACCUGUGGAGGUGGCGUGCAGACCCGAACUGUCUACUGUCUUCAGCAGGGCAGGCCUUCCUUAUACUGUCGGUUGGAGGAAAAGCCUCCAGUGCUGCAAGCCUGUAAUACAAACUUCUGUCUGGCUCUUGAGAAAAGAGAGGACCCAUCCUGUGUAGAUUUCUUCAGCUGGUGUUAUCUAGCUCCUCAGCAUGGUGUCUGCAACCACAAGUUUUAUGGUAAGCAGUGCUGUAAGUCAUGUACCAGGAAAAGCUGAUCUCAGUGCAUUUUCUAACAUCAUAAAGCCAGGGUCUCACCUUUUAGCCUCCAGAGAAGCCAACUACCUUUCCAAUGGAAAGCUGAGUGCAGAAACCAUUUGUGAGCUGCUAUAGUCUUUGAGGAGGUGGCUCUGAAUGCACUCGGUCCCCCAAAAGCACAUGGUACUCAGAAGCACUUGAAAAAUGGGAAGCAAUGACAAAUCAGACUUAGAAAUAACACAAUUUUGAUUUGCACUGUUACACAAAAGGAGCCAAGAGUUACUCUGAGCUACGUUAAACAUUAAUUUUGACAAAGUGAGAAUCUUGUCAACCUUGGGACAGAUUCCCCCUUUGGACUUCAAAGGGUUCCAUGGCAAAGACAUUUAUUUUGCAAAGGUAAAGACCUCUGAUCAAAGAAUGACACUUUGGACAAUGAAAUAUAGAUCCAACACUUUGCCUGGCUAUUCCUUGCAAGCAUAUAGUUUGACUGAAACUGGAUGCCCCCAACCAGGAAUUAUAAGAGAAGCUAAAUGGUGCUCACACUUGCUUGCUGCUGGACUAGCAAGCUCCACGUGAUUUUUAUUUAGUAUGUGUGUGUUGUUGAAAGCAUGUUCUGCUUAUGGAGAGACUCUGAGAGUAUACAGUUCACAACAUAAGAAGAAUCCCAAAGAAUAGUCUGAAAACAAAGCAACAUGGACAAUUUAAAGCUCUCUAAUUAACUGAUCUUCGCACUGAAAAAAUAAUAAUAAUCCCACAAAACUCAUACAAAGGACAAAUACUAAUGCCGUAUCUAUGUUAUCAGCCUCGUAAAUUUGUGUGCUAGCUAAACAAGUACACAGGAGCCUCAAGUCUGCUCUCUGGGAAUCAGAGUUGGUUAAGAUGUUCAUUUCUCGUAAAAAAAAAAAAAAAAAAACCCUAGGAGGGGUUAAAUAGCAAAAUAGCAGUAUUUUGAAGGAGGAGAGACCAUUUAUCAUGCUCCGUACAUAUUAUCAGAGCUGCUUGGAAAAUUAAAGACUGCUUGUGGUUUUUUUCCAACCAACUGACAAGUUUAAAUUUGCCCUAGGAUUUAGUUAACAAGAAAAAAGUCACAGUGGCAAUAGAAAAAGUCAUCUGUCUUCUUGUUACAUUAAUAUUAAUAAAUCAUAAUAUGCCAAGACCCUGAACGAAUACAAGUAUUUUAUAGUCUUUCAGAAGGUAUUUUCAGUCUUUACAAGCCAGCUGUUGGUAGGCACUAAUGAGCUUAAAAUUGUUCUCAAUUGGAAAAAUACCACACUAUUUUGCCAAAACCAAAGAAACUUACAAGAGACUGUAUCCUUCUGUAAUUUUUUUGAGCUGUGGCUAUAAAGGGCAUAUUUAUAUAAUUCUACUCUAUUCCUCCACUCCUUUGAUGAAUGUAACCCAGUUUUACUACUUCUAAAAAAAAUUUCAAUUCAAGUAGGGAUUUGCCAGCUCAGCAUAACCAACUAGACAGUGGUUUGUUAAAUUUAGACCAUCCUUUGUUCCCAUUCUAAUUAAAAUCAUGCAUUCUCAAAGCUCAGAAAAAUAAUGAUUAGAAUAUUCUGUCUACUUGGUUUGGCCUAGAGUAGUGGCUUUUUAUCACCAGUAAAAAAAAAAUAAUAAUAAAAAAAAAUGGGUCCAUGCCAAUACCACUUGCCUUCUGAAAAUUUACAAGGCUACUUGUUUCUUUAAAUUUGUCAUUUUAUUGUUUUAUGGAAAAAUUAAUUUAUUAAUAGCCUAUUAUGUGAUCUCACUUGCUUCUGUAAGUGAUAUUAACUCUGAAAAAUGUUUAAUAAAACCAUGGGUUAUAGAAAAACACAAAAUAUAUGUAAUAUUUAAUUAUUUUAUAAGUUUUAUAAUAAAGUGUUGUGUUCUUUA
Erinaceus europaeus (western European hedgehog) is the source of this 5968-nucleotide messenger RNA. RefSeq names its product ADAM metallopeptidase with thrombospondin type 1 motif 18 (gene ADAMTS18). Gene Ontology annotation, biological process: extracellular matrix organization; proteolysis. The transcript is spliced from 23 exons. Gene Ontology annotation, cellular component: extracellular matrix. Lineage: Eukaryota; Metazoa; Chordata; Mammalia; Eulipotyphla; Erinaceidae. Gene Ontology annotation, molecular function: metalloendopeptidase activity. Bases 454 to 4113 code for a protein of 1219 amino acids. The record is from RefSeq and is a predicted model, not a curated record.